AUGGAGGUUCAGCAUACACCAGGUUGGUAUGCUAGCAUACAGACCUGGAAUUUAUAUUUUAUGAGAAAAAUUAUGUUCAGCAUACACCAGGUUGGUAUGCUAGCAUACAGACCUGGUAAAAAAAAUAAUCAAAAAGAAUUGGAGGUUUUGCAUACACAAGCCUAUGUAGAUGCAGGAAAGGGCCCAGUCCAAACUGUGAACUUUAUAACUGCUCUCAACUUACCUACUGUCAGUAUUACCACGUUAAAAUCCAGAGAAAGAGAAAUUGGAAAAACCCUUGAAGAAUACGCUAAAUGGUCAUGUCAGAAAGCUUUAGAAAAAGAAAUAGCACUGAGCAAAAUACCAGAAACCACUGCUAAUAUCGCAGGUAAUGAGGAAACUGGAGUAGACGGUCAAGAUGCAAUACAUGUAUCGUUUGAUGGUGCUUGGCAAAAACGUGGUAGUGGUAGAUGUUAUAACAGUCUCACAGGGCAUGCAACUUUACUGGGUGAGACGACUGGAAAAUGUGUAAACUUUGGUCUUAAGUAUGGGGAUUGCAGGAAAUGUGACCGUGUAGAUGAAAAAGGAGAUGGCCAUGAUUGCAGAAUAAAUCACCAAGGAAGUGCAAAAUCAAUGGAAUCUGAGCUAGCUGUACAAAUGGUGAAGGAUAUACAGAAAACAGGCUGUGUUGUAAGCAGCAUUACUAUGGAUGAUGACAGCACAACAAUUGCAAGGCUUCGCAAAGAGGUUAAUGCUGAAAUAAUGAAAUUUAGUGACAGGAACCAUGUUAGGAAAAAAGUAUCGCGAGAUCUCAUAGGACUACAGGAAAAGCACAAAAUUUCGAUGAAUGUUGUAAACUACCUUACAAAAGACUUUUCAUAUGCUCUCUCUCAAAACAAAGGAAAUCCGGAAAAUCUAAGAAAAGUUUUGAAAUCCAUCAUCCCUCAUGCAUUUGGAGACCAUAUAUUGUGUGAUAAAACGUGGUGUCAAUAUCACAAAAAUCCUGACACGUACAAGCAUAAAAGUCUACCAUACGGUAAAAAUUUGACUGGAGAAGAACUGAGGAACGAGCUCAACAAACUUUUCGACAUAUAUGCAUCCAACUCUGAAAAAUUGUCUCAUUUAGGUAGUUCUCAAGGAAAUGAGUCGUUGAAUAAUAUGAUCGCUUUGAAGGCACCAAAAGCGAAACAUUUCGGCGGAAGUGAGUCUUUGGCGUUCCGUGUUGCCUCUGGUGUUGCACAGAAGAACGAGGGUCGCUCAUAUAUUACAGAGGUGAAUGAAUUGCACCAUCUGUCUCCUGGAAAAUAUACUGUAUUACAACGACAACGUCUUGAGAGAAAGCGAAAAUCAGAGAGAGAAAAAGAGACCACAAGAACGGCUAAGUUGAAAAGAAUGUCGAAAAAGGGCAGAAAAAUCAAGAAAGAAAAAUCAAAAGAAAUAAGAGAAGGGAAAACUUACGAAUCGGGCGUAUCAUCUGCUACUACCUUUACAAACACUGAUGACAAUAUCAUUGAGUUUAUACCCCCACCUGAACCAGAAGCUGAAGCUUGGCCCAUACCAUUAAAAGAAACGACAUGUGUCUAUUUUGACCUAGAAACAACAGGAUUCGGAAUCUGCUCUGAUAUAAUACAAAUUGCAGCAGCAUAUGAACAGAACACAUUCUGUCGUUAUAUAGUUCCGAAACAAGCCAUCACAUGUUCCGCUGCUAAAGUUACUGGUUUUUCAAAAAGUGGCCAAAUAUUAUACCGGAACGGUGAAAUCAUGCCAACAGAUGACAUACAAGACAGUCUUAAAGAAUUUAUUAAUUGGUUACCUGACAACUGUAUAUUACUUGCGCAUAAUGCAAAGCUGUUUGAUUCCAGAGUUAUAGUUUAUUCAAUGGAGAAUAAUUUAUCAUUUAAUAGUUUUAAACAAAAAUGUAAGGGUUUUGUUGACUCGUUACCUUUAAUGAGAACUGUGCUUCCAGAAAGGAAACAAACGGGGAAACGAUUUAACCAGGAGAGCUUAGUAUUUGAUAUUCUAGGCGUAAAAUACGACGCACAUAAUGCAGUGGGAGAUGUCAAAUCCCUCAAGCAACUAGUAGAACAUUUCGCGCUUACACAUGAGAACAUUACACCACACUCUUUCUCGGUGGAAUAUGUUUUACUAUCUGUCAGACAACUGAUUUUGUUCAAUAAGAGACUGGCGUCGUUCACUAUACCGGCGUCAGUUUUAUCUAAAGGGAUGGUACGGAAAAUGGCGAAAUCCGGACUGGAGCAGCGCCAUUUAAUAUUGGCAAAUGACCGCGAAGGGUCUGAUGGUGUUGCCAAUCUGCUAUCGGAACUUUUUUUUGGAAAACCCAGAGUCACAAAAGACAGAAAAAUUAUAUCAUCAGUUACUUCUUAUUUUGAGUCAAGACAUUAA
Molecule: messenger RNA, 2382 nt
Organism: Mytilus trossulus (common blue mussel)
Lineage: Eukaryota; Metazoa; Mollusca; Bivalvia; Mytilida; Mytilidae
Exons: 6
Coding region: 1-2382 (793 amino acids)
Biological process (GO): DNA catabolic process
Cellular component (GO): cytoplasm
Molecular function (GO): nucleic acid binding; 3'-5'-DNA exonuclease activity
Source: RefSeq, a predicted model, not a curated record